GGACGAGCUGUGGUUCAUCGAGUUCGGGCGUGGGGCAGCUCUGCCUUUGACACCCGAGGAGGCGCCAACCGAUGGCGAGCCUAUUGUACCGUGCGCCCAGGGACGCAUUAUCAUUGAAACGACCCAUUCGGCGCCACCCCAUUUUGCCCAGUGUUCAACUUAUCGACAUGCAAUUAUUGCUGAUGAAGAAUCACCACGUGUCUCGGCAUCAUCGCCAGGAUCUUAUUCAACGGAUGUGGGUCGUGGCGCUGUUUCUAAGAAUUUACUUCAUCGUCAACACUCGAUUAUGCCUCAGAGUCCAGCAACGAGACCCGAGGACCUGCGAGUAACGCCUUUGUAUGGCGAUGAGUCUGCUAUAGAUUGUGCCACACCGGGGCCAAGCGACCAGAGCUCGUAUCCCUCCUCAUCCUUCAUGCGUAAUGGUAGGCAAAUGAUGGAAGCUAGAAUUGAUUUGAAUUCAACAAGAGGCAGUAGUGCAGAGAGUGAGACAUCUGCAGCUAAAGCAUCUGUACCUAGAAAAGCAUAUAUGGAUUUGAGUGAUGCUAUGGCUCUGCUUGAUGAGACAUGUCCCAAUCCCGAUGCCAGUCCCUCACUCACACCUAGAACACCCAGAACUCCCCUCACACCGCAUCCCAGAAACAAACGCGCUCGAUCAAAGAGCAGUGACAAUUCAUCCAAUUACAGUAGUGAUAGAUUGAGUGAGAAAACCACGGAUUCGGGUAAAGAGAGGGAGAGACGACGGCCGUUUUUGAAGAAAAUUGGAAUAUCAAAGACUGAGGAUCGGCCGUUUCUCGCGAAAAUAGCACCGAGAAUUGUCGGUAAGCCUUAUCUUGAGAAAAUUGGUCCCAGUAAAGCAGUUGAGAAGCCAUUCUUGGAUAAAAUUGGCUCCUCAAAAACUCUCGAUAAAUUUUCAUUUGAUGCAAUCAGAGAUUUGCCAAGAGCUAUGAUGAAAAGAACUCAUACAACAACUAUUGAACCAGCACCGAUUCGAAGAACUCGGGUAGAGGAGUCAAAGGAUUCGGUACUGGUUGUUGAAGAGGAAACAGAGCAGCCUGAAGUCAAUCACAUUGGGGUGGAGAGAAAGCGUAGUGGGAAGGGUUUUUUGUUGAAAAUGUAUUCUUUUGAAACCGAGGAUUUGGACGAGGAUGCAUUGAAUCCUGUGAAGGAACGGAGAGAUGAGCUACGGGGAGUAUCACUGGAUGAUGUAUUGGAUUCUGGGCCAAGCUCGUUGCCACCACUAGAGGACGUUGAGGAGCUCUCAAGUCCCCAAUUGGAGACCACUUUUGCUGGUACCGCUGAGCUCGUUAAAUGUCGAGUGACCACAAGCGAAGAAAUUGUUUCUUCGAGUACUGGACACCUUAAUUCACCGGCCAGGGGAGCGGUGAGUUGGAGUAAUUCCCCCAGAUGGCCGAUCAAGCAGCAAACGACAGACGUUAGAACCUUGGAACGAGAGUUCGGCUCGAGGGCUGUACUUGAGAGUGAUGAAGAGAGUAUUCCGAAUUCUCCGGCUAGGUGGAGAGCCUUCAAAGUAUCACCGGAGUCACAAAUGACCGCUCGGGGAAUGUCAAGGAAAACUAAGAACUCUUCUUUACGUAGGGAUCUCGACGCUUCGCCCACGAAAACGAGGAGACAAACGCUGGAGGAACCCCUAGAGUCAGAAAAGAGCCCUGAGUUUGAUCUCGAAGGGAUAAAUAAAUCAACAGAUGAGGUGAAUAGAGCAGGGAGUGAGGAGUUGUUGACAUCGACCAAUAGGAGACAGAUUUUUGAAGAGGCUAUUGAGAAGUUUGGCGGCUCCGAUUACAUGACAGCGAGAACAAGACGACAAGUGUCUGAAGACAUUCUAGAUAAAUCCGACGAUCAGAAGAACGGAGACUUUGAGAGAUACAAUGACCACAGACGAGGUAUUUCCAGUGAUAAUCUUCGCUAUUCACGAGAGACUAUCGUGGGUUCAGCACCAUCGGCAUCCUCCCUCGGAUAUCAGAGUGGUGACUCCUCAUUCAUUAGCCAAAGAUCUUCAAACAAUAGUCAGGACAUGCUUCGAGGGGCAUUCAAGCAUCUGCACGAGAAAUUCGAACUUCAGGACGUGCCUCCGGAGAGCUAUGCUGCUUUUAAAAUCAGAUCACGCGCUAAUUAUGAGAGGCAAAAGUUUAUAGCGAAAGAAACUACCAUUGGACCGACGAUACAAGUUGGAAAAGUUUAUGAUAUUAAUUAUAAAGACUCUGGUAGUCAAGAAAUUGUAGGAAAUUCAACGUCUGAAAAGGAUACUGAAGAGAAGGAAAAUAAGAAAGAAAAUGUAUCGCGAAGUGGAACUGUCAAGUCAGUCCUUCGUAAGCAGGAGAGAGUGGAUCACGGUAACGAUCAAGAAGUGGAUUUGGCGGGGUCAGUGAGGCGUCCAAUGAGGCGAAUAUUCCACGAACCAUCCCAAGAGACAAUGGACCUACUGACAGAAUUGAAGAAGGUAAAGAGCUUAUUAAGGACCCCCUCUGAGGAGGGAAAAGACUGGGAAUUGGAUUGUCUGAAGCCAGCUCGAAUGCCAAAGAAAAUUUCACUGACUGAUAAAGAAUUUUGUCUGUCGGUGGAGCGUGAAAAUAGCAUACGAAGGCCGUCAGUGUUAAAGGUUCAAGGAGGUAAUGGUAAAGUAGAGAGUCAUGAUCAAAAGGAAGUCUUGAGAAGGGAGGAAAUUGGGCCAGCUCUGUUUGAGAAGAGAUGUAUGUCGCUGGAUUAUGCUGAUGAUGUGAGACCACCGAAGCCAGAGGCACGUGCUAUAUCUCUGGCUUCAGCGAGACGAUUCGGCACAGAGGAGACUCUAGACUCCUCGGAUCCGUGUAACUUGUACGACUCGAAGAGCUGUCUCUCGGACGUCUUCACGACACCAACUGAUGACGGGGAGGACAAAACUGUGGAAAUUAAGCACGUGCCGAAGGCCACCAACAACCACUUCCAGGACGUCGACAUUGCCAUUCCCAUCGAUCAGACAAGCUCCAUCAGUCCGAAGAAGAGGGUCCAGAUUCAAGGGAGAACGAGCGAUCUCUAUGAAAUUAUUUCGCCCAGGUCUACGCCAUUCAGAGUGAAAAAACGACUUGGAAGAAUAUCAGUCGAGGAGACAGUUAAACCUGAGAGUUUUACAUUGGACAAGGUUGAUUGCAGGUCCGUUGCGACCCAGAAAAGGACCAAGUGCUUCCCCUUGUAACCCACGCCGUUGGGCCUGCGAUCGGCGGGGAAACUGCUCUUUCAAGCCACAAACGCGGGCUCCUUGGACCAUUUUUGUAUUUUCCUACGGUAUUAAGGAAACUACGAAGUUUUUUUUUUUGUAUUUUGUUCCAAUAUACAAUAUUUUCGUUUUUCUCCGACCGCUUACUCAAAACUGGUCAUUGUUUUUGGAGAGAAACUUUGUUAGCUUUUGCUUCGCAUGCAGGAGCCACUUUUAAUUGUGAAAAGAACAUUGGAAAAUGGAUAAUUAAAUGUACAUAAGUAUGUUUGUUAGGGUAUUACGUUAUACUGAAAGUACACUUUGUGUUUUAUAUAUUCUAUAUAGCAAUUGAUGUUGCUUGUAUGUUAGAGCGAAAACUUCAUAUUCUAACGAGAGAGAUGAAUAAUUCGGGCUUUUGUUUUAAACUUUUGAAAUUACACGACAAACCCACCAAAUUCUAUUAACUAUACUCUAUUAUACUGAUGUAACAACUAAGACGAGCACUUUUUUAUAGAGAAACAAUUUAAUAACUGAGAAUAAUGAAUUGAGAAUGAUUUGAGAGAAAUAUUGAGAGGUAAACGGUUUCCACGCGUCAUCAUUCGUUUCACGAGACGUUAAUAAAUCAGUCCAUCUAGAAUUUACACAUUAAGUGUCUCGUUGGAUUCUCAACGUUCGAUCCUCUGUCGAUUUGACAAACUAAAAACGUCAAAAAUUGAAAUUAUCGAAUGUUGUGAAUUCUCUUCUUGCGAGCAGUGCCUUGUUCAUGGAUAUAUUUAUUUAAAAGAAAAAUAAAUUAUAACUAAACACGUUAUUGAAUUCCGGAAGCGGGUCGGAUUUUCCGAAAGGGUCCACAGGGAGUUGUGAUCUCAAUUCAAAUAAAUUUUCUCCCUCUUCUCAAUAGAUAAAAAAAUGAAUAAAAUUCUAGGAUUAUAAACUGCUUCUAGAGAAUUCCCAAAUUCUUACCUUUCGAGGUCUCAACUCCGAUACAGAUGCGUCCGCCUGCCAAGCCUUUUUCCGUUUGGAGGGGCACGUGAUGAUUUAAAAUAUAAUCUAAAACAUAAAUAAAUAAAGAGGAAUAAACAACUAUUGCUGAAGUUAAAUUAAUUAUGUAUUAAAUGAAUCUUAUUGUUGAUAAGUUCCUCUUGUAAUUCGUCUGGGUGUUUAGAUAGGGGAUGAGUACGACAUUGGAAUUAACUAAAUAUACGGAAAGUAAAUGGAAAUGUAGAUAUUAUAAAUAUUAAUAGAUCAAUAUAUGGAGAAAAGUUAUAUGAAACAUUGUUACAGUGAUCGAAAAAUAUUUGUAUGUAACUUUUAAGUACGUAAAUAAGUGAUAUAUGGUAUUUGUUUACGCGAACGUGCCAAUUCGCAAUGACUAUUACUUCGUAAAUAACAAAAGAGUGGUGCGUUCUUGUGAAAAUAAGAACUAAAAUUCUCGCAUUGACGAUACAUUGUGCCAAACGAAUCACAGAUAUGAUAAUUGUUUCGUUCUGUUCUGUAUGUUAACGUUUGUAUUGACGGAUAUGUGGGAUAUAUCGCAUAAGCAAUCGGGUAAUAAAUAGAACAUUUUCAAUCGAAUAAAAAUAAUUUUUCUCACCGGUGAAAAAAAUUAAUAGAAAAGUCAGCGCUUUCUUCAAAAAAUUCUAUUGAGUAAUUCUACCUUUUUGCGUUAAUUUUGGGGAAAUUUAUGCUUUACCAUGUAUUUUUUAAAGAGAAUAUGUCAUAGAAAUAACUCAAUGGAUUUAGAUUUUUUCCAAAUUUUUCCCCUUUUUCAACAAAUAGAAUUUUUCCAAUAGAAAUAGAAUAGAAUUUCUUAGAGGGAGCAAUCGGUUAUUCUGUUAAAUUUUUUCAUACGCGUCGUUUCAUUUGGGCAUAUUUGGAGGUGGCUUUAGGCAUAAAGAUGAAACAGGGUUCAAUGCGAUAUUUUAGCCGACUGUCCAAAUUCUAACAUCUACACAUAGCUUUUCACAUAUUUUUCUUUCACUGUCGGUGGACUCUAGAUGACAGCCAUCCGUCCAUCAUUUAGGCUGUUCGUGUUCACUUGUACACGCUGACAGAAUAAAUUGACCUACACUUUAUCCAUCGGUCACAAGUCAGAAUUGUUAACACACAUUGUAGCUAUUUAAUUUUCUCGCUGGCGAGAUUCUGAGAAAUUUUCUACCACAUUCGCAGACGACAGUUUUGGUACCUCCUGCCUGGAUGAGAAUAUAACAAUUGAUGCAUACGCUUAACGAAAUAUAAAUUAUUAUCUCAGUUAAAAUGUAAGAGUUCGGGGGAGUAAAUUUUCUAUCGUCCAAGUGGUGUGUUGAGCGCACUACUGUGCGAAUUAGAUUAAUCAUAAAUUGAUUAUUCGAUAAAUAAUAUGUAUUAAGUAAUUCACAAUUUUGGAACACAUGCGGGUGUGUGAUUAAAUGCGAAUAGAGUAUGUACAUGUUUUUAUGUAAGACCAAAAUUUAACGAAGGUGGCGGUAACAGGCGUUGAUCAUAUGUCGCGUAAAAAUUCAUAAAAUAAACGUUCAAAUAUGUGGGGUGAUAACAACUUUUUACACCCGGUGUGACUGAACUACGUUUUAUAAAUUGUGUGAUUAAUGAUUAUAAAUACUGAUGAAUAAACAAAUGUUGGUAUACACUGUUGUAAAUAAUAAAUAGAUUGUACGUUGUA
Diachasma alloeum is the source of this 5849-nucleotide messenger RNA. RefSeq lists its product as uncharacterized. NCBI's taxonomy places the organism in Eukaryota, Metazoa, Arthropoda, Insecta, Hymenoptera, Braconidae. The coding region runs from base 287 to 3190 and encodes 967 amino acids. The record is from RefSeq and is a predicted model, not a curated record. The transcript has a single exon.